CGGUGAGGGCCGCAGCGUGGCUUGGCUAGUGACUACAUUCAAUUCAGUCAACGCUCAGCCUUGUUACAACCGUUCCUAGAGUGUAACGUUCGCGUCAUAAUAUUCCGCAAACACGCGCCAAAGUUUCUGGAUUAAACAAUGAAACAAAAAUAUAUUAUUAAUAAGUGGAUAUAAACAUCCGUGUGUUCUGCUAUAUUUCAUUGUAUCUUUAUAAGUUCGUCAAAAUAUUUUCAAGUGAAAGCGUAAAACUUAAAGUGUGUGGCGUUGAAAUUGCUUUAAGAAAUUGUUGUUAUUGUGUUUCAAUAUGGGAGCCUAGGAUUUGUUGGAUGAGAAGAAAAAUUGAUUAGAAAGUGACUUUGGCAACGAGAUGGGGACCAACCGGUUGCUUUCACCGUAUACUUUGGUGUUGAUUUGUACAGUAAUCGGAGUAAUUCGUGGUGAUGAUGAGCAGCACGACUCGCGGGAAGGUGACGACGUCACGAUGCAGUGUAGAUUCGGUUCCGAGGUGAAUCCUGGUGAUUCUCCAACCUACUACUGGGUACGGAGUACAGCAAGCGGCCAUGACAACGUGGCAAUAGGAAAUAUACCCCUUGAAACAAAUUAUAAAGUAAUGUACGCUCCGUCAGAGGGACGAUACGAUUUGAUGGUGUCAAAUGUAUCGUACGAGCGUGACAAUGGGAGAUUUGAAUGCCGCAUAAAGGCAGGUGGUUCGGGGAGGACGUUGCACUCGCAGGGACACAGUUUGGUGGUGCUCACUCAGCCGCAGCCGCCACUCCUGAGUCCCGGCACGCAUGCCCAGGCGCAGGAAGGUCGGGAACUCAAUUUAACCUGCUCGACGACAGGUGGAUCGCCUAGCCCUGAUAUCAAGUGGUAUCGGGAUGGUACUACGUAUCCACUAGAGGCGAGUGUGAUCAACGGCAGGACGCGGGCGCAGCCUUCAGUGGCCAUUCUUACCCUGGCACCUAGCAGAGAGGACGAUGGAGCGACUUUUCGCUGCGUUGUAUGGAACCGAGCGAUGCCUGAAGGACAAAGACUAGAUACAACUGUUGAAUUAAGUGUAAAUUAUUUUCCUCGAAUUGAAAUCGGUCCGGAGAAUCCAUUGCACGUUGAGAUUGAUGGAACUGCAACGAUGGAAUGUAAAGUUGACGCAAAACCCAAAGUGAGCAACGUGCGGUGGACUCGAAAUGGCAAAUAUAUUUCGAACUCCUUUAUACACACUAUUCAAGGUGUGACAGUGCAAGACGCAGGCAAAUACACUUGCAGCGCUGAUAAUGGGCUUGACCAUCCUGGGGAGAAGGAGAUAUACCUAGAUGUUCUCUAUCCUCCAAGUGUUACGGUUGACUCCAAAACGUACGACGCCGAAGAAGGUGGUACAGUUGAAAUACGUUGUGAAGUUUCUGCUAAUCCUGAACCAAUUUCAAUCGAUUGGACAAAAGAAGGGAAACCUGACUUUCGUCAAAAAGGAAACACCCUCGUUUUGACCAGAGUCGACGCAGAAAUGGCUGGAACAUAUAUUUGCAAAGCCAUAAACGUAAUUACAUCAUCUUCAGGAAAUCGCAUGGAACGGGCUAGUAGCGCUUCAGUCGCUGUAUUGGUGAGACAUAAACCAGGAAGGGCAUUUAUUAGUCCUGAUAGACCCGUAGCUCAAGAGGGUGCAGGUGUAACACUUACUUGUAGUGCUAAGCCUCCAGGCUGGCCGUCUCCUCAGUAUAGAUGGUUCCGGGAUAUUGAUGUCGGAGAUGUCAAACCGAACGUUCUCGCUACUGGCCAUAAAUACACAAUCCCGAGUGCGCAUCUCGGUAGCGAGGGUGUUUAUCAUUGCCAGGCCACAAAUGAACUUGGUCAUGGCGAGAUUGCAUCCGUCAACCUCGAAGUAUAUCAACCUCCGCGCUUCCAAUCAAAACUCCAACCACACAUGAUAAAGAACUCCGGUGAAAGAAAUUAUUCUUUGACCUGCAUUGCAUUGGGAAAACCGCUACCCCAUGUUAAAUGGUACAAAGACAAUUCCGAAAUAAAAGCGGAUGCUAAUUUAUAUGAAGUCAAAACAGAAAUAAAUGAAAGUAGAAACGCGGUGUUCAACAUACAAAGUACGUUACGAUUCAAAGGUCGCGCGAGACCUAAUGGGGAUGACUUACUUCCGGAGGAUAGGGGAGUCUAUUCUUGUUCGUUCGAAAAUGAAGUAAAGAAAGUGGAAUCAACUAUGCAGCUCAGGAUCGAACACGAACCAAUUUCAAUCCGACAACAAAACAAAGUAGCUUACGAUGUGAUGGAGAAUGCUGAAAUAUCGUGUAGAGUUCAAGCUUAUCCCAAACCAGAAUUCCAGUGGUUUUACGGCGCUAAUACGGCACCAUUGCAGAUGUCCUCGGAUGGGCAUUACGAAAUAACUACUACCACCGACAAUAACGACUCCUACUUAAGUAUUCUGCUUAUACGAAACAUUAAAGGACAGGACUACGGCGAUUAUUACUGUAAAGUAAAAAAUUCAUUGGGUAGUAUACGUCCGCAAAUAAGAUUGCAACCAAAAGGUGCACCGGAGUCCCCCCGCGCUUUAGCUAGUCAAAAAGUGGGACCGAGCUUUGUGUCUCUCAAAUGGGAAGCGGGAUUCGACGGGGGAUUAUCUAAUACAAAAUAUUUUGUACUAUAUCGAAGACAGAAGAAUCCAGCUGGCGGAGAACACUGUGCCGCGGAAAGAUUGGACGAGUACGACUGGAAAGAGUACGACUGUCGGCGAUCCAAUCCAUGCAAUGUUACUCGCCUCGAGCAACAUAAUACCUACCAUUUUAAGGUGAAAGCAGUUAAUACAAAAGGGCAGAGCAACUACUCCAAUGAGAUCAUAGUGACGACGAAAGUUGACAUUAUACCUCCGCCGGAACAGGUGACAUUUGAUCCCAGUACGAGAUCCGUUGCGUUCAGUGUGGGACCUACCUGUCUCCCCCUAGUAGGGGUGGUGGAAGGUCUGGGAGCUCUUGGCGGCUGGCAGGUCGUAGAUACUGUUCCACUGCAAUUAUCGGGUAUCAGUUCAACUAUACAAGAAAGUACCCUGGAUCCUCCCACGCCUCGCGGUAGAGGUUCCUCUGUACCGCCAUUGGACCAAUUAAAUCCUAGGGUCCGUCUGAGGCUUUGUUUACAAGACAAUCAAGAUACGUGCAGUGAAUACAUAGAGGCUGAUAUUGGUCCAUCAUACACAAAGGCAGCUGCCGCAUUAACUACUGCCACGGUCAUCGCAAUAGUCGUAUCUUGCCUAGUGUUUUUACUCUUUUUGAGUCUUUUAUUCAUCUUUUGUCGCUGUAAACGUAAUGAGAACAAAAAAGAAGCGUCAAAGGACUAUGAAAUGGACUCAAUGAGGCCUCCCAUGGUGUCGCCACCUAACCAAGCGCCCCCUCCAUAUUAUCCAAGUACGGGGAUGGAGAACAAGGCGCUCGAACAUUCUAUGGACUUGCAAAUGGCUAUGGAUGACUCGAAGAAUGCAGUUUACGCGAGUCAAGGCGGCUACGGGUACCACAUGGCACCCCACGCCCAAGGUCAUCCGGGGCAAAAUAUGUCGAAUGCGGACUGGGUAAAUAUGGGGUAUAUUGAAAAUUGCUACACGAACAGUAACAACGGAGGCAGCGUCAACUCCCAAGAUUCACUUUGGCAGAUGAAGAUGGCCGCGGCAAAUGCGGCACCCAGCAUUCCGCAGCAUCAGAUGGUAGACCGGCAGUGUAAUUAUGGGUAUGAUCCAAUAGCCCAUGGUGGCUAUGGAACAAUUGACGACUACGCCCCAUAUUCUCCCCUGCCCCAUGGCAACCUCAGCACCCACGGUAGUCACGCUGGAGCUGACUGUGCCAUGCGUUCAUCACAGACCCCCUCAAGACAGGACUAUUGCUCCGAUCCAUACGCCUCCGUGCACAAGCCCAAGAAAAGGGUGGAUCAACAUAUCGAAUCACCCUAUCAUGAAGUUAGCGGUCUGCCCGAGACGUAUUGUGGGGGGCCUGAAGACGCCACACCCGAAGACAAGCCGCCCCAUCUAUCUCUUAGCUACGAUGAAUCUCUUGAGUCUGGAUAUUCCACACCUAACUCUCGAGCAAGGAGAGUUAUACGCGAAAUCAUUGUGUAAAUAUGAAAACAUCACUGGUAAAUGUCCUAAUAAAAUUUAUAGGACCACAUAUUUACUUCUACAAUUAUGCAUUCCGCAUAUCUUGCGGAGAUUUCUGAUUGUUCUAAUUUUCAGAUUCUCAUUGAACGUCCAUAUUUUUUACUGAAUAUAAUAAUUCUUUAAAAUAUCACAUGGCCGUGUUUGGUAGAGAAUCGUUACAUAUGUUAAGAUAUUAUUUCAUAUUUUGAGCGAUGAAAAUGUUUAGUUAAAAACAUAAUUAAUAUACGUAUAGGCCGUAUGCCGACAUCAAAUGCAACACAUUGUAAUUACUGUGUUAGUGUUAAUACAUCCAUUAUACAUUACUCUCUGGCAACUGCUUACACGACAAUAGCUCGUACGGGAGAUCGCAGAUGUGCUAAUCAAGUAAUAGAUUGCUCCAAAACAAGAUAUGGCACUAUUAUAAUAUUUGCCUGGUUCAUGUUCCGACAGUGCAAAGGGAAUUCUAAUUACUCAUCUGACUAGCAUCUUGUUCUCAAUAAUUUACACCGUGUCUCAGAGAAAUGAGCUUAGCUCGCUAAGCCUUUGUUGCAUUGUAGUUGUUUCGACAUUCGUUUGUUAAUGUGAAACGUCCUUGCAUUUAAAGUAUACAGGAUCAUUUAUGUAGGGCUACACAACUGUAGUGUAGUGUUUUCAGAUCGAAUAUUUUUAUUUGAUUAUUAAAUUUGUUCUGGGAUAUAAAUGGUAUCUUAGCCCUAGUACAGUAUUUAAUUUUUCAACAAUUUUUUUUACUUACUAAGUAGACAUCAAAUGACAAAUGCUUUAAAAUCACGCAUAAUUAUUUUCAUCUUGCUUGAGAUAUUAGGAAUAACCCGAUAAAGCCUUUUCAAUUAAUGACUGUAAUAACAUUCACUAGACGGCCGUCGGCCAUUGGUGCUUGACAUUUCUUUUUUCGUCUUGGUUCUGGUGCAUGAAUUGAGCAAAGGCUAGUUAGUCCUAAUCUCACGUACAAGAUGAAAAAAUAUCUAAAUACAGUUCAAAGUAACAUUGUUGUACUAAUAUUAAUAGGCUGUUACAUUACAUACCUUGGUUUGAGGUAAAAGAAAACUGUCAGUAGACAAAACAAUUAGGGCCUGUUUCACAAUGUAUGGAUAAAGUACCAAAUACCUAUGCAAGACAUAAAUUAUUCGAAAGAUAAAAGUUCCGAAUAAGGUACUUCGCGUUUCAUGACGAAUAGCGCUAUCUGACAGUCGUGAAACGCAAACUGUUUAUCCUAGCAAUAAGAAGUAGAUAGCUUAUUUGGAACUUAUCCGGACAUUGUGAAAUAGACCAUUAGUCUGUUUGAGUCAUUAAAUCUGAUAAAAGGUAUGAGAACUAUCGUUUCUCAAACAAAAUAUCAUCAUAUAGUUAUAAUUAUCGUUUAAUCACUUAAUAUAAAGCGUGUAUAAAAUCAUAUCUUAAAUAUAAAAAACGCCGUCCUAUUGUCAAAAAUACUCUUAAAUAACUUCGGUGCCAUUAUAAUAAUGUAUUAGGACUUUCGCUAUAUAAGUUUAAUGCCAGCAAUAUCAUUUCCUAUGGCAACCGUAUUAAUUUUUUGAAGCCAAAACGUACUACGCUUAGUAAUAAACUCCUCGUUGCUUGCAAUUACUUUUAACUAUACUUCGUUCAUUUGUGCGGUUAUAAAUGUACAUUUGAUGUAUUUUUGGCUGACUCAACUGCGGUAAAUUUCAACCUUAGAAUUACUUAUGUUACAAGUAAUUUUGUAGAAGUAUUUAAUUAUUAAAUUUCAUUAGGUUUUAUUUCACUACAUAUAUAUCACAAAACGCUUUUCUUUUUAUUGAUGUUAGAAAAUCAAUAUUAUUGUUUUUUAUUUUAUAUUACACACAUCUUUCAUUAUAUAUAAAACUUACACUUAUUAAAAUAAUCAUGUGAUAGCUUUCAUUAUACUCGUAUCAGAUGUCAUUAGUUUUAUUAGUGUUAAAGCACGAAACGGGCCCACCUUUUAUAAAUAGGAUCUGGACCACCGGAAAUGUUCAUUUUAAAAUUAUUUUGUUAUAUACAGGGUGGGAUUUUGUGUUUUUAAAAUUAAAGUUUCAUUCAAGCAACAAUUCUCUGUCCCUUCCAUUAAGGGUAUUUCCCAGGUGGUGUUUUCAAAAAGUUCCAGCCUGUAUAAUGAAUAUUUCUCGUAUAGCUUUGAGUCAUACAUACUUUUACAGAAUUGAAGAUCUCAGACACUCGGCAUCAAUGUGACUGAUAAUUGUUCAAAUAAAAAUAUAUUAUAUAAUUCUAUUGAUAAUCAUAGUGCUUAGGUACAUAGUAUAAUAUUCCGUGAUUAAAAUAUCUUUCGAAUUUAAUGGUGCAAUUCACGUAUUGAAAGAUAUACGUAGAUAUUCGCUUUCGCUCAGGGUCAAUAAUGUGUACACAGCUUCAGUUUCAGUUUUGCACAUACAUACAUAUAUCUUGUCGUCCUUUUCACAUGGCUCAUAAAAAGUAGGAAGGUAAUAUGAAUACCUUGAUUUUUGAUCGAUGAAUAACUUUCUUUAAUACUAGUAUAAGAAAUACAUUUAUAUAAGUGAAAUCUUUGUCUCUUUUUGUGUACAAAUAAAACUUUAACCCACUAUACAACGACAAGUACUUAUGAUCUUAGUUUAUAAUGAAAUAACUUCUUUAUACUUUUUAUAGGUUAAGUUAACGGUUAAGUUUUGUACAUUUAAACUUGUAUAUUUUUAUCUAUACUGUACUUAAACGCCAAACGUUAAUUUGUAACGAAAUGCGCCAUAUUUUAAUUUUAAGAUCUGACAACGUACUUUAAAUUAAUUGUUGUAUUAUAACAAUGAACUUGUGGAAUCUAUUGUAAAUAUUGAUGUAUUAACUUUCGUGAAAAUAAAUUCUUUUUCACACCA
Messenger RNA from Pieris rapae (cabbage white), 6975 nucleotides. It is a transcript of the gene ed, whose product is annotated as hemicentin-2. The record is from RefSeq and is a predicted model, not a curated record. Gene Ontology annotation, biological process: cell-cell adhesion. Gene Ontology annotation, molecular function: cell adhesion molecule binding. Gene Ontology annotation, cellular component: cell-cell junction. The transcript is spliced from 12 exons. The coding region runs from base 368 to 4096 and encodes 1242 amino acids. Lineage: Eukaryota; Metazoa; Arthropoda; Insecta; Lepidoptera; Pieridae.